Coregonus sp. 'balchen' is the source of this 17926-nucleotide messenger RNA. The record is from the annotation of a GenBank genome assembly. Lineage: Eukaryota; Metazoa; Chordata; Actinopteri; Salmoniformes; Salmonidae.
AUGGGUUGUUUGGGCAACAGCAAGACUGAAGAUCAGCGAAAUGAGGAGAAGUCACAAAGAGAAGCAAACAAAAAGAUAGAGAAACAACUUCAGAAGGACAAACAGAUAUAUAGAGCAACUCACAGGCUACUACUUUUGGGUAAGUUUGUAGAAGGCAAUCUGAUGUGUUGUAGACAAGGCCUCAUUGGCAACAUUGUUUCUAUUUGUACAUUGCAUGCUAUUUGAUGUUGUGAUAUAGGAUAUUGUUGUCUCUGUAGGCCUUCCUGUUACACUCUAGUCUCAUUUAACUUUUUCAUAUGUGACAUGGUUGCUGGUAUGAUGUUUACGUUGGGCAUCAGUUAGACUUGAUUCUCUAACAUAAUUGAAGCCUACUUAUUGCUACAUUGUUAUUGUAACAGCUCGGUGCCUAAUCUAUAUCAAACAUGGGUGUUGAGGCUCAACAUUUGUGUUGUGGGUUUGUUUUCAGAACUACUAGCUGCUUGACAACUUUAAAAUUCAUAGGCCUGUGUAUUUCAAGGUGGGCCUAUGUGUGAGUUAAUGAAUGUUGAACAUUUCUACCACUGAAACUUCUGUACUCUCAUGGUACGGUUAUCAUGUAAAAGCAGUCAAAAUGUCCUCUCUAAAUUAUAAUAUUUUAUUAGAAUUUGCCUGACGCCUACUGUAUUGAAUGACAUACCGGUAUUUCUGUUGAAGAGGAAGUUGUGGUAACUAAAGAAAGCGGAACAGAAUUCACAUUUAACCAUAACAAAAACAUGCUGCUUUAGAUAUAGCACUAUGCUCUUUGCACUUUUAUAUGAUAUGACACGUUUUUUGUGUGUGUGCCAUUGGCAAGUUUUCAGAUUUUGGCCUAUUUGUGAGUAAGAAUUUUGUUGGACAGUGUUUAUGGAGAGACAUCAGACCAUGAACCAACCAUGAUAAAGCUCAUAACAUUUGAGAUCACUGCUAUGGGAAAGAAGAUUUUCACUUUCAUCAUUACAGUCAUGACUCUAUUUGAUUUGACAAAUGAGAUUGAGUAUAGUUGACACCUUUAUGCAUUAUUCACACUAUAGGUUCAAACCAAGCUGUACUGGGCUAGCCUAGUUAUGCAUCCACCACGAGAACCGUGCUGGAAAGAACGGUGUGAAAAGACAAUAUCAGAGCCAACACAGUCAAGUGAAGCUGGUAAUACUAUUGCAUUAUUAGAUUUCAACAGGUUAAUAUUGCACCCAUUUAUUUACAUCUUACUGUAUGUGUGGAUUCACCCAAACUCCCACUAUUGUAAGUUGUUUGCCUCAGACACAGGUGGUCUCAAGCUCAAGGUAGAAGAUGCCCCUUACCACAUCAGUUUAUCAAACCUAAAUCCUGACCUUAACCAACUGGGAAAUAAAACUAUAUCUGACCCAUUGGAUCCGUGCCAUUAUGGCGUCGUUGACGGCAUGGGCAGGGCCAUUGAGGCAAUAUCCAUUUUGAAGUAGUCAAUUUUCUUCUUCAGUAUUGGCUGAUCCCUCUUGAUGACCUGGUUGCACAUGACUCCAACAGGAACACCAGGAGGAAUCAGCCAAUGAAGUUGGAAGUCCCACCCAGCUGACCAUAUUAAAAUGGUGGAAGCCCUCAAUGGCGCUGCCCAUGCUAAAACGGCCUUUUGGCCACUAGAGGCCUCUUAUCAUUCUCUAUGAUCUGACCCCCUAGAUCAGAGGUUAACAGCAACUUCCUCCAAAUCCUGGCCUCUAUUGGUGCUGAAUGAGACCUCGGUCAGGUGGCAUAAUAACUCAUUUCAAUUAGAAUAUUUCCUAAUGUUUAUUUCACAGGUUUGAAGUGCUGAACUAUCACUUUGAACGUGUCUCUCUUUACAAUUACUUUUUUGUAGAUGACUUCUGAGCAUCACAUUCCAAAUGGCCAUAACUGUUGGCUGUCAGGGUAGCGCAUUUCUCUGUACUCUCUGAAAUAUUUCUAACCAUCUCUCUCUCUCUCUCUCUCUCUCUCUCUCUCUCUCUCUCCUCCCCCCGCCCACAGGGGCUGGUGAGUCAGGGAAGAGCACCAUAGUGAAACAGAUGCGGAUCCUCCAUGUGAAUGGCUUCAAUGCAGAGUAAGUCUCGUUUCCUUCUCCAGACUAUGCUCUUCAACUGCGAAUAUAGAUCAGGGUUUGAGACUUUACAAGCAGAGUGAUAGGGGAAAAUGCCAAAGGAACCAAAAUGUAUUGGUCUCGAAAUACCUGAAUUGAAGAACACACACAUUAGAUUAACCUGUGCUACAGCACAUGAGAGACUAGUUACAGUUGAUGGUAUCCCUCAGUUCAAUAGCCACUAUAAUGUACUGUCUAGGUGUCUCGCCUAGUUUUGACUGUGAAGUCUUAGAUUGUGGUUUAAGAAUUAUCAGUCUGAUUGCAUGGACUGACGUAAAGACAUUUGUGGGCUUCAAACCCUGGUGCUUCAAGGCCCUAGUUCAUUGGUUGGUGACUGGUGCUUCAAGGCCCUGGUGCAUUGGUUGGUGAUGGGUGCUUCAAUGCCCUGGUGCAUUGGUUGGUGAUGGGUAGUCCAAGGCCCUGGUGCAUUGGUUGGUGACGGGUGCUUCAAGGCCCUGGUGCAUUGGUUGGUGACUGGUGCUUCAAGGCCCUGGUACGUUGGUUGGUGACUGGUGCUUCAAGGCCCAGGUACGUUGGUUGGUGACUGGUGCUUCAAGGCCCUGGUGCGUUGGUUGGUGACGGGUGCUUCAAGGCCCUGGUGUGUUGGUUGGUGACGGGUGCUUCAAGGCCCUGGUGCGUUGGUUGGUGGCGGGUGCUCCAAGGCCCUGGUGCAUUGGUUGGUGGCGGGUGCUCCAAGGCCCAGGUGCGUUGGUUCAAAUCAAAUCACAUUUUAUUGGCCACAUGUGCCGAAUACAACAGGUGCAUACAUUACAGUGAAAUGCUUACUUACAGCCCUUAACCAACAGUGCAUUUAUUUUUAAUAAAAAAGUAAAAUAAAACAACAACAAAAAAGUGUUGAGAAGAAAGAGCAGAAGUAAAAUAAAAUAACAGUAGGGAGGCUAUAUAUACAGGGGGGGUACCGGUGCAGAGUCAAUGUGCGGGGGCACCGGCUAGUUGAGGUAGUUGAAGUAAUAUGUACAUGUGGGUAGAGUUAAAGUGACUAUGCAUAAAUAAUUAACAGAGUAGCAGCAGCGUAAAAAGAUGGGGUGGGGGGGCAGUGCAAAUAGUCCGGGUAGCCAUGAUUAGCUGUUCAGGAGUCUUAUGGCUUGGGGGUAGAAGCUGUUGAGAAGUCUUUUGGACCUAGACUUGGCACUCCGGUACCGCUUGCCGUGCGGUAGCAGAGAGAACAGUCUAUGACUAGGGUGGCUGGAGUCUUUGACAAUUUUGAGGGCCUUCCUCUGACACCGCCUGGUAUAGAGGUCCUGGAUGGCAGGAAGCUUUGCCCCAGUGAUGUACUGGGCCAUACGCACUACCCUCUGUAGUGCCUUGCGGUCGGAGGCCAAGCAGUUGCCAUACCAGGCGGUGAUGCAACCAGUCAGGAUGCUCUCGAGGGUGCAGCUGUAGAAUUUUUUGAGGAUCUGAGUACCCAUGCCGAAUCUUUUCAAUCUCCUGAGGGGGAAUAGGCUUUGUCGUGCCCUCUUCACGACUGUCGUGGUGUGUUUGGACCAUGAUAGUUUGUUGGUGAUGUGGACACCAAGGAACUUGAAGCUCUCAACCUGUUCCACUACAGCCCCGUCGAUGAGAAUGGAGGCGUGCUCAAUCCUCGUUUUUUUCCUGUAGUCCACAAUCAUCUCCUUUGUCUUGGUCACGUUGAGGGAGAGGUUGUUAUCCUGGCACCACACGGCCAGGUCUCUGACCUCCUCCCUAUAGGCUGUCUCAUCGUUGUCUGUGAUCAGGCCUACCACUGUUGUGUCGUCGGCAAACUUAAUGAUGGUGUUGGAGUCGUGCCUGGCCAUGCAGUCAUUGGUGAACAGGGAGUACAGGAGGGGACUGAGCACGCACCCCUGAGGGGCCCCCGUGUUGAGGAUCAGUGUGGCAGAUGUGUUGUUACCUACCCUUACCACCUGGGGGCGGCCCGUCAGGAAGUCCAGGAUCCAGUUGCAGAGGGAGGUGUUUAGUCCCAGGAUCCUUAGCUUAGUGAUGAGCUUUGAGGGCACUAUGGUUUUGAAUGCUGAGCUGUAGUCAAUGAAUAGCAUUCUCACGUAGGUGUUCCUCUUGUCCAGGUGGGAAAGGGCAGUGUGGAGUGCAAUAGAGAUUGUGUCAUCUGUGGAUCUGUUGGGGCGGUAUGCAAAUUGGAGUGGGUCUAGGGUUUCUGGGAUAAUGGUGUUGAUGUGAGCCAUGACCAGCCUUUCAAAGCACUUCAUGGCUACAGACGUCAGUGCUACGGGUCGGUAGUCAUUUAGGCAGGUUAUCUUAGUGUCCUUGGGCACAGGGACUAUGGUGGUCUGCUUGAAACAUGUUGGUAUUACAGACUCAGUCAGGGACAUGUUGAAAAUGUCAGUGAAGACACUUGCCAGUUGGUCAGCACAUGCUCGGAGUACACGUCCUGGUAAUCCGUCUGGCCCUGCGGCCUUGUGAAUGUUGACCUGCUUAAAAGUCUUACUCACAUCGGCUACGGAGAGCGUGAUCACAUAGUCAUCCAGAACAGCUGGUGCUCUCAUGCAUGCUUCAGUGUUGCUUGCCUCGAAGCGAGCAUAGAAGUGGUUUAGCUCGUCUGGUAGGCUUGUGUCACUGGGAAGCUCGCGGCUGUGCUUCCCUUUGUAGUCUGUAAUAGUUUUCAAGCCCUGCCACAUCCGACGAGCGUCAGAGCCGGUGUAGUACGAUUCAAUCUUAGUCCUGUAUUGACUCUUUGCCUGUUUGAUGGUUCGUCGGAGGGCAUAGCGGGAUUUAUUAUAAGCAUCCGGGUUAGAGUCCCGCUCCUUGAAAGCGGCAGCUCUACCCUUUAGCUCAGUGUGGAUAUUUCCUGUAAUCCAUGGCUUCUGGUUGGGGUAUGUACGUACGGUCACUGUGGGGACGACAUCAUCGAUGCACUUAUUGAUGAAGCCAGUGACUGAUGUGGUGUACUCCUCAAUGCUAUCUGAAGAAUCCCGGAACAUGUUCCAGUCUGUGCUAGCUAAACAGUCCUGUAGCUUAGCAUCUGCGUCAUCUGACCACUUUUUUAUUAACCGAGUCACUGGUGCUUCCUGCUUUAGUUUUUGCUUAUAAGCAUGAAUCAGGAGGAUAGAGUUAUGGUCAGAUUUGCCAAAUGGAGGGCGAGGGAGAGCUUUGUAUGCGUCUCUGUGUGUGGAGUAAAGGUGGUCUAGAGUUUUUUUUCCUCUGGUUGCACAUUUAACAUGCUGGUAGAAAUGAGGUCGAACGGAUGUACGUUUCCCUGCAUUAAAUCCCCGGCCACUAGGAGCGCUGCCUCUGGAUGAGCGUUUUCCUGUUGACUUAUGGCCUUAUACAGCUCAUUCAGUGCAAUCUUAAUGCCAGCAUUGGUUUGUGGUGGUAAAUAGACAGCUAUGAAAAAUAUAGAUGAAAACUCUCUUGGUAAAUAGUGUGGUCUACAGCUUAUCAUAAGAUACUCUACCUCAGGCGAGCAAAACCUUGAGACUUCCUUAGUAUUUGAUUUUGUGCACCAGCUGUUGUUUACAAAUAUACACAGACCGCCACCCCUUGUCUUACCGGAUUCAGCCGUUCUAUCCUGCCGAUGUAGCGUAUAGCCCGCUAGCUGUAUGUUAUCCAUGUCGUCGUUCAGCCAUGACUCGGUGAAACAUAAGAUAUUACAGUUUUUAAUGUCCCGUUGGUAGGAUAAACGUAAUCUUAGGUCAUCCAAUUUAUUUUCCAAUGAUUGAAGAUUGGCUAAUAGGAUUGAUGGGAGCGGCAGUUUACUCGCUCGCCGUCGGAUCCUUACAAGGCACCCCGACCUACGUCCACGAUAUCUCCGUCUCUUCCUCAUGCGAAUGACGGGGAUUUGGGCCUUGUCGGGUGUCUGUAGGAUAUCCUUCGCGGCCGCCUCGUUGAAGAAAAAUGAUUCGUCCAAUACGAGGUGAGUAAUCGCUGUCCUGAUAUCCAGAAGCUCUUUUUGGUUAUAAGAGACGAUGGCAGAAACAUUAUGUACAAAAUAAAUAACAAAUAACGCGGAAAAACACACAUAAUAGUACAAUUGGUAAGAGGGCUGUAAAACGGCAGCCAUCUUCUCCGGCGCCAUUCUUCAUUUUUCUUCAUUCGCCCUGGUGCGUUGGUUGGUGACUGGUGCUUCAAGGCCCUGGUACGUUGGUUGGUGACGGGUGCUCCAAGGCCCUAGUGCGUUGGUUGGUGACUGGUGCUUCAAGGCCCUGGUGCGUUGGUUGGUGACAGGUGCUCCAAGGCCCUGGUGCGUUGGUUGGUGACGGGUGCUCCAAGGCCCUAGUGCGUUGGUUGGUGACUGGUGCUUCAAGGCCCUGUGCGUUGGUUGGUGACGGGUGCUUCAAGGCCCUGGUGCGUUGGUUGGUGACGGGUGCUCCAAGGCCCUGGUGCGUUGGUUGGUGGAGGUUUAGGUCCAGGUGAGUAGGUUGGUUGCAGGUUUAGACCCGAAACUGUUGUGGGUCCAGGAAUCUGUGCAUUGGUGGGUUGGGGUUUAAUCCCAAGUUUGUGGGGUUAGGUUUGGAGGUUAAGGCACUGGUGUGGUGUGAGUGGCUUGGGUUAGAUGAGCAAAUCAGCACCUAGGUCACACGCUGCUGGGUGCCUUAUCUCGUGACUCCACAACAUUUACAACUGCAGCUCUCUAUCUUGUAUGUGUGAAUAUGCUCAGUUCAUCACUUGGUCACAUCCUAGACAUUUCAGACAUUCAUUGAUUAGUUGGUUGUGUCUGUGUGAAAACGUAGCUGUACUGUAUAUCACUUAAACUUAUGGAUUGUAUUUCUAUGGCAUUUGCAAAUGGAUACAGUGCAGGGCAGUGUGUCUGUGACUUCUCUCCAAUGUUUUGUAGUCAGUCCUGGAGGAACAGAUACUGUACAAGGAAAAUGAAUAUAAGGAAUUGUUGGAGGUGUUUGGUAGAUUCCCUAUGAUGUUUUUGCAUUCAGUAACUUCCAUUGAUAAUGUUCCAGGCCUUUGUGAAACACUGGACCAAGUAUAUUUUGUUUAUAUUUUAUAUUUUUUAGUGUGUUCUUAGAUAAAGAUAGACAAGGAUGUGUAUAUACACACACAUGCUUUCUCCUUCUAUCUAGUAAUUGCCUAUUUUCUCUCUCUCCACACACACACAUAAUAUACACACACACAGUCACAUACAAGUGCGCACACACACUACUUUGUAAGAACCAUGUGAUUUUUAAAAAUGACUAUCAUGUUGAAAAUGUAAACGGGCCUUCUCAAUCUACCCCCCAGGGUCAAUAAACAAGAGGGUGUGUCAGUGUGGGAUACAGGCCCUCCUGCUGGCUGUUGUCUAUUCUCUCUUUCUCCCCUUUUCUCUCUUUCUUUCUCCUUCUCUCUCUCUCUCUUUCUGUUGAUGUACCUCAUUCUCUGUCACAUAUUCUCUCUCUUACUCUACUUGAAUGCAGUUUGUGUUCUUGGGAUAAACUAAACAUCAGUGGCAGUGCCCAACUUAGUCGUAUAAUGAAAUGUUUCCCGCUACAAAAUACAUCCCUCUUUGCAUCAUCUGAAUCAGAAAAAAGAUUCUAAGACAGUUGGAGGACCCUCACUGUUGCUUCCCGUAGCCUACAGUUUGAUGCACCACACCUUUGCUUGUUAAACUUCAUUGCACUUGACUUGAUAGCUGAUACUGUAGUAGUAACAGUCUACUGAUGGGUUGUUGCAGCUCAGUUACUGCUCUUAAAAGUGGGGUGAUGUUUGACAUCUGAUCAUUUGUAGUUAUAGUAGCAGGUAUAGCAUUUUCAUUAGAGUCCAAUGUAGGCACUGGGAGACUGGGACCUGUUCAAGAUAUGAGUUUCACAUAGUUGAGGAUGUGUGUGUCAGAAGGAAUGAUAUUGUGCAGGUAUGCCAGCUGUUGAUGGACUUAUCUACAUACAUGUUUGUUUUUUGUUUGCUGUUUCAUCAGCAUAUCUGUUGUGUAUGACAAUGAUAUUUCAAUUUUUUUCCAACAUGGAUGAUUGAGCUUUUAUGUUUUUGCAGAGAGAAGAAGCAGAAAAUUCACGAUAUCAAGAAUAAUAUUAAAGAAGCUAUUGAGGUAAGUUUUCGGUUUGAAUCUUUGUAGUUCAUAUCUCUGUGGGUGGGUACUAGGUAGAAUAAAAAAAUCUAAACAGCUAAGCAUGAAUCAUGAAUAUUUUAGCAUUGAUUAUUGAAUAUAAGAGACCCCAAGACAAUCCUGUGUUGUCACUUGAUCUGUAUUGAUUGUGUGUGUUUGUGUCACUCUUUAGACCGUAGUAGCAGCUAUGAGUACACUGACGCCUCCCGUUCAGCUCGCCAGUCAACACAACCAACACCGAAUCGAAUACGUCCUCAACCUAGUCAAUCAGAAGGACUUUGAAUUCACGUCUGUGAGUAUGACAAUGUUUCUACCAAACACACAGAUCAUUAUAGAUAGAUAUUGUUUUUGCAUGAACGUAUGUUGGAGCCCGAUCAAUAUGAUUUUUGGGGGGACAAAACUUACCGAUAACUAUAUCUGCCAAUAUACUGUUUUACGCAGAGGAAAUGAACAAGUUCAAUUUUUACACACUGAAUUUUCAGAAAUUGCCAUCCAAAACAGCAAUUGACCAAGAAAAAUAUGCUUCAAAUGUUGAUUUCUUACAUUGUGAAAUUAAUGAUACAUCUUGAGAAUGGCCGCAAGUGUUCAAAUAAGCACGAGAUUCCCUUUUUUUCAUCGUAUUUAUUGAAUAUCGGUUAUCGGUUGAAUUAUCGGCCGAUACUGAUCUAGCGAUACUGAUCUCUCCUGAGUGGCGCAGUGGUCUAAGGCACUGCAUCACAGUGCUAGCUGUGCCAAUAUCGGCCGAUAAUAUCAGUGAACCAAUAUAUCUGUCGGGCUCUAAUGUAUGUACACGCCUGUGUGAGUGAGCAUACAGUGCAUUCGGAAAGUAUUCAGACCCCUUGACUUUUUCCACAUUUUGUUACAUUACAGCCUUAUUCUAAAAUUGAUUAAAUUGUUUUUCUUCCUCAUCAAUCUACACACAAUACCCCAUAAUGACAAAGCAAAAACAGGUUUUUAUAAAUUUUUGCUAAUGUAUAUAAAAAAAAAACAAGUAUUCAGACCCUUUACUCAGUACUUUGUUGAAGCACCUUUGGCAGCAAUUACAGCCUCAAGUCUUCUUGGGUAUGACGCUACAAGCUUGGUGCCUUUUGGCAAACUCCAAGCGGGCUGUCAUGUGCCUUUUACUGAGGAGUGGCUUCCGUUCGGCCACUCUACCAUAAAGGCCUGAUUGGUGGAGUGCUGCAGAGAUGGUUGUCCUUCUGGAAGGUUCUCCCAUCUCCACAGAGUAACUCUAGAGCUCUAUCAGAGUGACUAUCGGGUUCUUGGUCACCUCCCUGACCAAGGCCCUUCUCCCCCGAUUGCUCAGUUUGGCCGGGCGGCCAGCUCUAGGAAGAGUCUUGGCGGUUCCAAACGUCUUCCACUUAAGAAGGAUGGAGGCCAUUGUGUUCUUGGAGACCUUCAAUGCUGCAGAAAUGGUACCCUUCCCCAGAUCUGUGCCUCGACACAAUCUUGUCUUGGAGCUCUACGGACAAUUCCUUCGACCUCAUGGCUUGGUUUUUGCUCUGACAUGCACUGUCAACUGUGGGACCUUAUAUAGACAGGUGUGUACCUUUCCAAAUCAUGUCCAAUCAAUUGAAUUUACCACAGGUGGACUCCAAUGAAGUUGUAGAAACAUCUCAAGGAUGAUCAAUGGAAACAGGAUGCACCUGAGCUCAAUUUUGAGUCUCUAGCAAAGGGUCUGAAUACUUAUGUAAAUAAGGUAUUUCUGUUUUCUAUUUUUUAUAAAUCUGCAUAAAAAUCUAAAAACCAGUUUUCACUUUGUCUUUAUGGGGUAUUGUGUGUAGACUGCUGAGAAAAAUACAAUAUUUAAUCCAUUUUAGAAUAAGGAAUAAGUCAAGGGGUCUGAAUACUUUCCAAAGGCACUGUAUGUGUAUGUUCCCAUAGGAAUGCCCAUCCAGUAGUCCCUGUUGCAGGUGCCAGCCUCAUGGUACUAUAGUAAUUAGCGGGUAGGGCCUUGAUGCGAUGCCUGUUAGCUAAUUGACUGCCCUGAGGGAAGGCCUGGAGGUCUCUGAGUACCACUGGUUGACACUGAUUGUGCCUAUAACACCCCUAAAUACCUCUCUCUGGGACCCACAUGUGUCUGUGUCAGUGUCACACUGGGAUGCCCACCUGAACAACAGAGUGCUUGCUGGUAGUCGUCAGGCUGUUAGGACUUGGCUGGGAGGGACAUAGGACUCUAUUCAAGCUAAGCAGGUACCAGGUUUCUGGAUAAACAUAAUCCAUUGAAUUUUAUAAUGGGUUUAUAAGUGCAUUUGAGAACUUUGUUUUAUAUUGAUCACAGAAACCUUGUUAACGGUUUUGAUUGAAUAGGGCCCAUAGUGUGCACCAUAGUGAGUUUGACUUAUCUCUAGGACAGACAACAUGUUGUCACUCAACAAAAUGAAAACAACCGAUAGGUUAAUGCUUUGCAUCUAUUUAGCUGUUAUUACGCUUUAAUUUAGAUCCCCUUAUGAGUCUUUGGCUGAUUAGAAAAUGACCUAUUACAGUUGAAUGGUUGCGUCCCUACCAUUGCGCCAUAGACUGUCAUUGAAGUCCUUCUUCUGGGCCUAGAACACCUGCCAUAACAUAUCUCUCUCUUAGUUUGGGUGUGUAGGCCUACGUGUGAAAGGGAUGUGAUUGACUGCUGCCUUGCUCUGUGGUGUUUGAAUGUCUGUGAUUUCGUUCCUGAUGGAGGAGAGUUGAAUGACUCUAAGGUCAGACAGUGUAACACUGUUGGCAAAGCCUCUCUCCCUCCCUCCUUCCUCUCUGGCACCCCCCAGGGCUGAGAGGGAACCGGUUCUACUGGUCACCUAAUCUCAGAGUACAGAUAGAAAAAAGAGAGGGUGAGGAAAAGGAUGAGGGUGGCUAGAGGUGGGGGAAGUUUGUAUGGGUAUCUACUGUCUGGGCUGUUCACUUCCAGUUCAUUUCAUGUUUAAAUGUGUUGUUUUGUUGUGGUAUGGGUCUUAUUUUCAGACUGUUGAUUAAUUGACUGAUUUAGAAUGGUUUUGCCCUGUUGCUGACCUCUGCUUUAUAGGUUGUUUUUCUAACGCCACUAAAAUGUAAAUGUUCUCAAAUUCAAAGUUACUAGGGACCUCACUUCCUUAUCCCGUCUCUGGCUACAUUACGCUUUUGUAGUAGUGUUGACCAUAGAGUUCGAACGCUAAAGGGGACAUUCCCAUUCAGACGCAUUUUGUGCAGAACGUUAUAGAUGGUUGUUUAUUAACCAGGAAAAAACAACCAGUUGCUUUAAAAAAAAAAAUACUUAAAGCAAGAUCAAACUCCCUGUGGUAUUCUUAGCAAAACAACACAAACCUUUGUGUAUUUGAAAAAAGGCCAUACCAAUGAAAUGGAAAUGAUUAUGGAAAAAACUAAGAUCAGCAAUACAGACAAGCCAGUGAGCAGAGAGAAACAAUAUAGCAUUGAGUUGUAGCCCCAAAGGAUUCUGGGUCGGCUGCUGUAAUGCAAUAAGCAGUUCCUAGAGAGGAGUUUUUCUUUUUUUCUUAAGCACAUGACUGAUGAUAAAGGAGGACUCUGUUACUAAGACACAUGAUGAGUGCUCUUUUAUGGAGUGGAUGCAGGGAUUUUUUAUAACUCUUCAAGUAACCCAAGCCAGCCAAACGGUGGGACAAAUAUAUCGGGCAGCGAACCUAAAUGUUAUGCAAGUGUAUGCAGACGCAUUGUUCCACAAAGGUCCAGUUGUCCAGAAGAUGUUGUUUUAUACAUAACAGGGUUUCUUGUUCCAUGGUCCAAAUGGAAGACAAUGGAGGGAGAUGAUGAGACUAUCUACCUUUCUAUGUGCCUUUUAGCCCUCUGAAUGUUGUCCAUGGGGUGGUCACUCUGGUCCUUAAUAAGCUAUGUGGACAUUCCCACCUUAUGCAACAGCUAUCAAACAAGGAAGUAACAGAUUGGCCUUUAGAUAUAACAGUUGACUCGAAUGUUUACACCUGCACAGCUUUUGUUUGCUAAAUCAAUUUAAUGAAAUAUGAUUAAUUCAAUAUUAAAUGGGAUUUUGACAUGAUUAUGAGUCAACUGACCCUCCCUAGCCUGUCGACCAUAUGUCAUCUUUAUUUCUCCUCAUUAAAGGAAAUGUUGAAAGGGUUGUAAAAACAUGCCUUGUUAUUUCAACGGCCUGACCUGCCACUAUGUUUUUACUUUGUGCCUUAAAUAAUCUGUCAUUUCAACAGCCUGACCAUGCCACUUUGUUUUUCCUAUAUUGAAACUCCCCUUGGCCACAAAACCUGUUCUCCUGUCAAUAAAUGCCAGAUCCCUAAUAGGUGUGCUGCCCCAUUGGAAUGUAAAAAAGAUGCCACACAUCGCAGUGCCCUCAAGCAUAACAUGGAUGAUGGACAGUGUCCUCCUUUUCUACUUGCUUUCAUUUAGUCUAUGUAUUGUUAUUGUACUAUUGUGCCAUGUGAAUUAAUCACUUCAUCUUUCUCUCUUCCACUUCCCCUCUUUCUUUCGCUCACUCUCUCUUCCUCUCUCCCUAUAUCGCUCACUCUCUCUUCCUCUCUCCCUAUAUCGCUCACUCUCUCUUCCUCUCUCCCUAUAUCGCUCACUCUCUCUUCCUCUCUCCCUAUAUCGCUCACUCUCUCUUCCUCUCUCCCUAUAUCGCUCACUCUCUCUUCCUCUCUCCCUAUAUCGCUCACUCUCUCUUCCUCUCUCCCUAUAUCGCUCACUCUCUCUUCCUCUCUCCCUAUAUCGCUCACUCUCUCUUCCUCUCUCCCUAUAUCGCUCACUCUCUCUUCUCUCCCUAUAUCCUCUCUCUUCCUCUCUCCCUAUAUCGCUCACUCUCUCUUCCUCUCUCCCUAUAUCGCUCACUCUCUCUUCCUCUCUCCCUAUAUCGCUCACUCUCUCAGGAGUUUUAUGAAAAUGCAAAGACUCUCUGGCAGGAUGAGGGCGUGAGGGUGUGUUUUGAGAGAUCCAAUGAGUACCAGCUGAUCGACUGUGCACAGUAGUAAGUAUGCACUGCACUGCACCGCCGAGAGGGGACCAACCGUCUUGAGUAGCUACAAUGCCCUUGUACAGGCCUGCAUUGUUGAAAACAAACACACUAAGCCAAUGACUAGGGGCACGUAUAGGACAGUAUGGGACCGUAGUUCAAGGCUGGCAUGCUCAGAUUUAGCAGGCUGAUAAAAUGCCAACUAAAGUUUGUAAACCCCAAAUCUAAAAUGUAUUUAAUUUCAUCAAAACUUUAUUGUAAAAAGCUAUUUCCUUGAGAGACCAUUCUGAUUUUCAAUGACAACAGGCAAGUAUUCUGCCUGAAAAAUGAUGUGUGGUAGCUGAGCUCUGUGUCAUGGAAGUCAUCUUGAGCUCAUACUCUUACUCCACAGCUCCUCAUCAUGUCUCAGUGCGCACACACCACAGUAUGACAUCACCAGAGCUUUCUGCAUCAACACUGCCACCUCUGGCUAUGUGUCUCUCUCUGCCCCUCUCUCUUUCUCUCGCUCUCUUUCUCGCUCUGGCACGCUCUCCCUCGUACUCUCUCACACGUGUUCUCUUCCUCUCCUUCUCGUCCUCGUCCUCUGCUUUCUUUUCCAGCUGUUGUGUGGCUCCGCAUCUGUGAUGUAGGAUAUUUGCAGCGACAGGGACCAAAAAUGGCAGGUCCUGAGUCAUAAAAAGAGAGAGAGGGAGAUUUCACCAGCGGUUGGAGGGGAACAGGGGAGGAGGGGGAAGUACACCGCUAAACCACAGUGACUGGCGCCUCAGAGUUAAAUUUGUUAUCGUGGUGUUUGAUUUGAGCUGAUUGUAUCAAAAAUUAAUUUUGUGCUAAUGUUUGAAGAGUGCUGUGUAUUUGAUUGUGUUACUUAAGUCUAGGACAACCCCUUCAGGUGGUUGAGAUGGGCCAGUCCAGUCUUUUGUUCCCUCCCUCUCUCUCACUCUUUCCCACUCCCUCUCUCAAUACCUCUCUCCCGCUCCUGCUCUCUCUCUCUCUCUCUCUCUCUCUCUCUCUCUCUCUCUCCCACUUCCUCUCUCCCAGUCCAUCUUUCUCAAUCUCUUGCUCCCUCUCAUUUCUUCUCUUGUUUUCCCUCUCUGUUUUUCUUCCUCUCCUUCUCAGGCCCUACUCCAGUCACACAACAUUUUGAGCUGAUAGUCUAUUUAUAGAGCCUGUGGUUUUGUCUCCAUGGCAACCAUGCUGGAGGCCAGGGCACUAGGGAGCUAUUUUUGAAUCUGCUCUGUAAUGUCAGACUACUCUUUCUCUUUCCCCCUCUCUCACUCUCUUUCACACACAUAUGCACAUACUUUCUGUCUUUCUCGCCCUUUCCUUCCUACCAAUCCCCCUCCCUCCUUCUUCCAUCUCUCUCUACGCCUUUCCUACCUCAAGCUCUAUCACCCUCCCACUCUCUCUCUCCCCUUCCCACUCACUCUAAUUCACUCAUUCAAUCUCCCAGUGCCAGAGUCUAAUUUAGAGAUGUCUGUUUGGGUUCAGGCUGAUGGGCUAGGUCAGGUUUGUGAGUGUGAACCCUUGUGGAAUUAGAGCUUACAGUUAUAACUUUUACAACAUUCUUCAGUAACAUGUAGGAAAGGAAAGAGUAAGAGUUAAUCUCCCCACCUGUGUUCUUCUGGAGUCUGCAUAGUUAUCUAUGGACAUUUUUGUUGCCAUAACAAAGAAUGGUAAAUGCGCAUACACACACACACACACACAAUCUCUCUGUGUGUUUCUCCUAGUCCCUUUGUCUCUCCCAGUGAGUGCCGACUCAUUCCUGCCAUGUCUUACCUGUACUUAGACCUGUCACAUUUCACCCCUCCGUGUCACAUUCCUGGUUAUCCAGAGGCUCUGCAUUCCUCUGUGUUCAGUAUGCUUGGGAGACCGGCAUUCAGCUGUCACGCACUGUUGGUACAGUUUGUGGCGUUCAGUUGUAUUAGAUACUGUAGGUACUGUUUAAACCCAAGUCAAACAGUUGUAAACUACACUGAGUAAGACAUUAGGAACUCCUGCUCUUCCCAUGACAGACUAUCCAGGUGAAAGCUAUGAUCUCUUAUUGAUGUCACUUGUUCAAUCCACUUCAAUCAGUGUAGAUGAAGGGGAGGAGACAGGUUAAAGAAGGAUUUUUAAGCCUUGAGACAAUUGAGACAUGGAUUGUGUGUGUGCCAUUCAGAGGGUGAAUGGGCAAGACAAAAUAUUUAAGUGCCUUUGAAAGGGGUAUGGUAGUAGGUGCCAGGCGCACCGGUUUGUGUCAAGAACUGCAACGCUGCUGAGUUUUCCCACCCUCAACAGUUUCCUGUGUGUAUCAAGAAUGGUCCACAACGCAAAGGAUAUCCAGCCAAAUGCUUCCCACAACUGUGGGAAGUAUUGGAGUCAGCAUGGGUGCAACUCAAUAUUAUGAAAGGUGUUCCUAAUGUUUGGUAUACUCAGUGUAUGUCAUGGAAUUAGACAUUAGUCUCAAAGUCAGUAUGACUCCAGAACCGUUGCCAUUCCUCUCAGCUGUAAGUGCCUGUACCAAUGACGUCUAUGUUGGUCUUUCUCUCAACCCUAUGGUUCCUGGACCGACACUGGUCCCUGGGAUGUUACUAACUGGCUGCUCAGUUAGUUAGCUGACACUGAUUUAGUCAGUUCUCAAGUCUUAGAUAGAAACUAAGUGGUCCUCCAAAGAGGAAGGUGCGAUGGCUUACCGCAGGUCAGUCCCUCUCUCCCUGCUACAAAAAAGUUGGCGAAACACAGGUGUAUAUAAUUUUAUUGAGCUCAGUGGUCUUUUCCUGUCCACACACAGACAAGCUCCCCAUCAUGCUCAUUCACUGCCCCUGCUGACUGAAUUCAGCCAUUUUGUCCUGUCCUGGUCAUCCUUCUAAAUAUGUUUUUUUUUUUUCUCCUCAGCUUUCUAGACAAGAUUGACAUUGUGAAACAGAGUGACUACACUCCUACUGAUCAGGUGAGUUUCCGUGGUCUCAACGCCACCAUCAUCAGAGGCCCAGGGAUACGUCUCAAAUGGCACCCUAUUCCCUCUACAAUGCACUACUUUUGGCCGAAGACCUCCAUUUGAGACACACCCCUACUGUCCUCCAUCAUCAACUUCCUUUCAUAAUAUUGAUGAAAUAUAACACAGAUGAAUGACUCCCGUCUUUCUCUCUCGUCUCUCAGGACCUACUGAGAUGCCGAGUGCUCACCUCUGGGAUCUUCGAGACCAGAUUUCAGGUGGACAAAGUCAAUUUCCAGUGAGUAUAACCCAGGGUUAUCGUCCCAUUUGGUUAUUAGUACAAUACCUGAAGAGCAACCUCCAACUCAGCCCUUCAGACGUGUAUGAGUCCAUACAGUGCAGCUUACAUGUGAUUCAUUACUUUGCCACAAGGUCGUAGUGUGUGGUAUAUUUGUCUCACUGACAUCUCUUCCACAGCAUGUUUGACGUUGGUGGUCAAAGGGAUGAACGUCGGAAAUGGAUCCAGUGCUUUAACGGUAACAUUUGUUUUUCCAUUUGAUCUGGCCAACCCAAUAGAGAAUCACUCACAAACACAAUUCAGAUCUCAUUUAUAGAUACCUUUUUGGGGUUCUGGAUGGGUCCUCCAUAGUCUAUAGCCUCAUUCCACUAAAGGUUUCCUGUAUUUUAUCACCUUUGCUUUUUCUGCCAUUACUGUGUGUUUCGGCCUUAGCCCUAAAGAUAAGUGCCAUUUGACUGUGUCAUUGAUUGCGCUUUACAAAACCAGUUCGUCUGAGUCCCUCCUCCCUCUGUCUUCCCCACAGAUGUAACUGCCAUUAUUUUCGUGGUGGCCAGUAGCAGCUACAACAUGGUGAUCCGGGAGGAUAAUCAGACCAACCGUUUGCAGGAGGCUCUGAAUCUAUUCAAGAACAUCUGGAACAACAGGUGACACAAACACAACCCAUGACACCCCCUCCCCAUGACACACCCUCCCCAUGACACACCCUCCCCAUGACACACCCUCCCCAUGACACACCCUCCCCACAAACAUUUAUGGAAUCAAUGAAGUUUUAUUCUAUUCCUUUGUUUUAUUGAAAUGCUCUCAUCAUAAUAAUUUACAAUUUGCUAGCCCUAAAUUACCACUGACUGCUUUUUAACAGUGUAUUUACCCAGCAUCUCUGUGUGUGUUUCGCUUUAGGUGGCUGCGGACCAUUUCUGUCAUCCUAUUCCUCAACAAACAGGACCUGCUAGCAGAGAAGGUGUUGGCUGGGAAAUCAAAAAUUGAAGAGUACUUCCCAGAGUUUGCACGCUACACCACACCGGAUGAUGGUGAGAAGUUGUUACACUUGACUGGAUUUUUACUGUACACACACACGGCGCGCACACACACACAUGGCGGGACACACACACACAGUGCUUCUGCUUUUAGCCACGGUAGAUGGCUCUUGAAUGUUCUAUCCUGUGGCUAAUAAGUAAUCAUCAUAGCGAUCAGUGACACUGACAAUGUGUGAUGGUGUACUAGAAUCCAAUCAUAACACUCAUCAUCAGUCUCUCACUAUUCUAUAGCAACACCAGAACCAGGGGAGGAUCCACGCGUCACAAGGGCAAAGUACUUCAUACGAGAUGAGUUCCUAGUAAGUGCAGAAAAAUACAAUGUCUCCCGUUAUGUAGAAUCUUAUGGUGUUGAUUACAAAAUAGGAUCCAAUCAAAACCAAAUAUGCCAAAUGAGAUGACUUGCUCAUAUUGGAUAAGUUAGCAUUGUCUUAAUGUUAGAUUUGUUAUUGAGUCAAGUGGAGGAUGUCCUGAUGGUGGUAGUACUCCUUUGUCUCAUUGUGUUUCACUGUGUGAUUUCAGAGGAUCAGCACAGCCAGCGGAGACGGCAGGCACUAUUGUUACCCCCAUUUUACCUGUGCCGUCGACACGGAAAACAUCCGCCGGGUCUUCAACGACUGUCGGGACAUCAUUCAGCGGAUGCACCUUCGGCAGUACGAGCUC